AUGAAGACUGGCCUCUUUCUAUUUGCUGCUCUCUUCUUUCUGGCUCCAGCCAAGAAUGAGUUUUUCGAUGAGAAAUGCUACCAGCUUAAAGGGAAAUGCAUGCGUCAUUGUCAGAAAAAUGAAGAGCUUGUGGCUCUGUGCCAGAAGUCCCUGAAAUGCUGUCUGACGCUCCAACCCUGUGGGAAGAUUAGAUUGGAUGACUGA
Molecule: messenger RNA, 204 nt
Organism: Marmota monax (woodchuck)
Lineage: Eukaryota; Metazoa; Chordata; Mammalia; Rodentia; Sciuridae
Product: beta-defensin 106A-like
Exons: 2
Coding region: 1-204 (67 amino acids)
Biological process (GO): innate immune response
Cellular component (GO): extracellular region
Source: RefSeq, a predicted model, not a curated record